Molecule: messenger RNA, 7473 nt
Organism: Cyprinus carpio (common carp)
Lineage: Eukaryota; Metazoa; Chordata; Actinopteri; Cypriniformes; Cyprinidae
Product: IQ motif and Sec7 domain ArfGEF 3a
Biological process (GO): actin cytoskeleton organization; regulation of ARF protein signal transduction
Molecular function (GO): protein binding; guanyl-nucleotide exchange factor activity
Source: RefSeq, a predicted model, not a curated record
UUGAUGUCACUGUUGGAAACUGUGUACUGCGUGCAAACAUCCUUCUCUGUGAUUGGCCAGAGCGUUGACAUCAUCACCCUCCGCAGCUCCUCCCCCAGUCUCCCCUGCACCAGGACCAUCACUCGCAUCCUUAGAGCAUCAGCACGCCACAGCACGUUCUCUGCAUCCAGAAGACUCCUGCUCCAUCCUGAUACAGCAGGCUUGAAGCUUUGAGAUUACAGUAAUGGAGAGCUUGCUGGAUAACCCAAUGAAAGCCGUGCUUUAUCUCAAAGAACUGACCACUAUUGUACAAAACCAGCAGAGUCUGAUUCAAACCCAGCGGCAACGGAUCGACGAGCUGGAGAGGAAGGUUGAGGAUCUGAUCGGCGAGAACCGUCAGCUGAGAGAUCCGCAUCAAUACCACCAUCAUCCGCACCACCAUCACCACCCAUCCCCGCGGACCAGCAGCCCUCAGCCGGCCGCUCAUCCGCACCAGCAUUCGGCGACACACGGUCAAGCCCAGCCGCAGCAGCAUCCGUCCAAACAGCCGCAGCAUCCUCCAGCAGCUCCCAUCCAUCACCCACAGCACCUGCAGCUUGUACCGACAUCCCCGCCGACUCUCAAAGCGACCCAGUCCAGCCCGGAGUCCGCGGAGGACGAGAAGAGGAGCCCGUCCUGCAAGUCUCUGGUUCCGCAGACUCCUUCGACACUGUGCCGGUCCGUUGGACUCGCCAGGAAAGCGGAGAACCAGACAGUUCUUCACCAGUUUUGCUGUCCUGCUCCAGACGCCCCUGAGUCUGAAUCUCAGGCCUGUGUACCCAGUGAAGAGCCACCCUCCCCUUCUCCCAUUGCAACACCAUCACCUGCUGCAUCACCAUCACCCGGGGUGACUUCCAACAGUGCCAUCCAACCCGAGGUCCACGUGGUACCUCAGUUUGCAGGGACCACCGUGACAUCUGUCGAUACAGGAGGGGGAGAUGGGGAUAGAGAUGGAGGUGAAGCACAAGAGAGAGGGAGUGCAGAGGUGGAGAAGGAAGAGGUGAGGGUACAAGAGAUUGAACAGGAGGAAGAAAAAACCCAGGCUCAACCACCACAACCAAUGCAGCAAGAGGUGAAGAAAGAGACAGAGGAGCUGGAAAAGGAAACAACAAGUACAGGAGGCACAGGAAGGAGGCCAAGCUUGCAUCACACUGCUUCACCAAUCAGAGUGCAGAGGAAUGGAGCAUGCAGCCACUCUACAACCUCCAAGUAUGAACUCUCGCUCGACCUCAAAAACAAGCAGAUCGAAAUGUUAGAGCACAAAUAUGGGGGCCACCUUAUCUCACGCCGUGCUGCUUGCAAGAUCCAGACAGCCUUUCGCCAGUAUCAGCUCAGCAAAAACUUUGAGAAGAUCCGAAACUCCCUCCUAGAAAGUCGUUUGCCACGCCGUAUCUCCCUGCGAAAAGUGCGGGUGCAAAAUACAGAGGGUAUCUCAGCUGAACGGGCGCUGGCUGAAGGCUGCAAUCUGACAAGUAUCCCCCUUGUCCGGUCCCCAUCCCUGCCCACCACGGUAGGUGGCUCCCUUACUGAUCUUGAAGAUUCCUUCAAUGAGCAAGUCCAGUCCCUUGCCAAAUCCAUUGAUGAUGCACUUAGCAACUGGAGCAUGAAGACCAUGUGUUCACUCCAAGAAGGUGGCACCUACCAGUUUAGCUCAGAGGCCUUUACUACAGCUGGUGGCAAAACUGGGUUGGCAGGAACAGUCCGAGAAGGUGGCCCCAUGGACCCUGCCACAUUCCAUAGUGGAACAGGCCAAGUAGAUAAUUCUGAGAAUGUGGCCCGGAGUGCCAGCAAGCUGAUGAUGGCCUUCCGGGAUGUGACAGUUCAAAUUGACAGCAAGAAUUUUCAUUUGUCCUCUUCCGUUAUGGAGUCCUCCACCUCUGUUUCCCUCAGUAAUUGUGUUCAGCAGGGGGCCAUAAUUACUGAAAGCCCACAGCAACCUCCGGUCAAUGAUGCAAAGGAACAACAUCAACAAGGACAGCCACCGGCAUCUCCCCAGUAUCCAGCUCCUCCACCACUAGAGUGGGAUGCUGAGGAAGUACCAGAUGAUGACUUCCCAGAUCCUCCUCCAAGUGAGGAGGAGCUUGGGGAGGAUCUUCCACCUCUGGCAAUGGAGAAACUGGAAGUUCCAGAACCAGCAAUUCCAGCAGAGACAGCAAUAACCUCUGAAAGCUUGUCUCCACCAGAGGUUGCAGAGACGCCAGUCACCCCGAUUGUAGAGGUUUUGGAAGCUAAACGAAUUGAAUCAGACACAGCGGACAACAGCUCAGAGCAGAUGAGUAGCAGCAGUACAUCCACAUCAGCCCGGUCGACUUCUGAGGUCUCGUCCAAAGAGGCUUUACAGGCCAUGAUUCUUAGCUUGCCCCGAUACCACUGCGAAAACCCAACCAGUUGCAAAUCUCCUACCCUCUCUACUGACGUCAUGCGAAAACGCCUAUAUCGUAUUGGUCUGAACCUCUUCAACAUAAAUCCAGACAAGGGCCUCCAGUUUCUCAUCUCCCGUGGGUUCAUUCCAGAUACGCCUAUAGGUGUGGCACACUUCCUGCUCCAGAGGAAGGGGCUGAGUCGACAGAUGAUCGGCGAGUUUCUUGGCAACAGCAAGAAGCCGUUUAACAGAGAUGUGUUAGACUGUGUGGUGGAUGAGAUGGAUUUCUCGGGGAUGGAGUUGGAUGAGGCACUGAGGAAGUUUCAGGCUCAUAUCCGUGUGCAAGGUGAAGCGCAAAAAGUGGAGAGACUGAUAGAGGCAUUCAGCCAGCGUUACUGUAUGUGUAACCCAGACGUGGUGCAGCAGUUCCACAAUCCUGACACAAUCUUCAUCCUUGCGUUUGCCAUCAUCCUCCUCAACACAGACAUGUACAGUCCCAACAUCAAACCUGACCGGAAGAUGAUGCUGGAAGACUUCAUCCGCAACCUAAGAGGGGUUGACGAUGGUGCAGAUAUUCCACGGGACAUGGUAGUGGGAAUAUAUGAGCGUAUUCAGCUGAGGGAAUUACGAUCAAAUGAAGACCAUGUCACUUAUGUCACCAAGGUGGAGCAAAGCAUUGUGGGAAUGAAAACGGUUCUGUCAGUGCCUCACAGGAGACUAGUGUGCUGCAGUCGACUGUUUGAAGUGACUGACAUCAACAAAGCCCAGAAGCAAGCUGCUCACCAGAGAGAGGUCUUCCUCUUCAACGACCUACUUGUGAUUUUGAAACUGUGUCCAAAGAAGAAGAGUUCAGCUGCCUACACCUUUUGCAAGGCCAUGGGGCUACUGGGCAUGCAGUUCCACCUGUUUGAAAACGAAUACUAUCCUCAUGCCAUCACUAUUGUGUCUCCGUGUUCGGGCUCUGAUAAGAAGCAGGUGUUAAAUUUCUGUGCUCAGAGUGCAGAGGACCUGCUCAAGUUCGUAGAGGACCUGAAGGAGUCCAUCGCUGAGGUGUCAGAGAUGGAACAGAUACGUAUUGAAUGGGAGUUGGAAAAACAACAGGGAGCCAAAACUCACUCCAUCAAGAACAACGGGACUCAGCUUGAACUGAGGGGAAGACAAGGUUCUCCUUCAGGCAAACAGGAAAUGAUCACAUCACAGAGCGGACAUAAUGCAGUAGAGGUGUCAAUUCACAACAGGCUUCAGACGUACCAGCUCAACGCGGCACCGCAGAGCCCUGAGAGCACCGCCCUUCUCAACCACCAGAGGGAGCUCUUCCAGCAGCCUCCAUUGCAAUGCGCCAGCCCCACACCCACACACUCCUACCAGCCCGUGUCCCUGGCAGAGAUACGACCCGACACACUCAUCCAGUGUCAGCAAAUCGUCAAGGUCAUCGUCUUGGACAAAGGCGGUCACGGACGCAUGGAGGCAUUCCUUAGCCAGAGCCCCACUCAUCACCAGCUCAUCCAGUCUGUCGUCUCCACACCAGUGCGCUCACCCGAUGGCGGAGUCAACCAGGGGGGGAACGAUGGUUCACAACCGCCCUUGCCUCCACCGCCACCACCAUAUAACCACCCUCACCAGUAUAUACCCCCAGAUCCCCGCCUUGCACUGCAGAGGACCCCAAGUGGCUCUCGUAGCCUGAUAUAGAGUUCAAACCAAUAACUAUAAAACACUCCAGGCGCACUUUUGACCGUAUUUAUCUACACAUGUAUAUACAUGAAAGAAAUAUAAUGAAAAAAAAAAUGUUAUCAAUAUGCACAUAUUUAAGGUAAGAGACAUGAAGACUUUAUUGACUUUGCAGAAAUGUGAAACAACCAAUAAGAAAAUACGAUUUACCUAAUUGCUGUGUAUUUUGAAACAAUAUGUAGUUUUAUCAAAUUUAUAUAACAGUUCUCGUCUUUCUGGACACUCUCUGAGGUUAUAUCGUUGAGUACUUGUUCUUGACAGGAUUUCUUUGGUGCAUUUUGUUAUAGACAAAAUGAUUUCACUAAAUAAUGUAACACCCGAUAACAUUGGUUUUAAUUCCACAGACACUUGCUUUUGUGCGGGAGCUGGUUUUACGUGUAAAAACACCCUUUUUGGCUUUUAUUAUCCUACUGAUGAGUCUAUUUAGUGUGUGUGUAUGUGUGUGUGUGUAUGUGUGUGUGUGUGUGUGUGUAUGUUUUUGCUAUGCUUGAAAAUGAUAUACGUGCCAAAAUGAGGACUCCCUCCUCCGUGGACUUUUUGCACUGUUGAACGCUUAGGGCUAGAGCAAACAUAUGCUUAAAACAAUGAUCAUUUAGAUUCCCUCUAGGUACACAGACAUUAAAAAAAAGAAGAAGGAGAAAAAAAAAACUUCUAAGUGAUAACAUUAGCCACAAACUGUUUCAUCCCCAACUUCUUAUGUGGCAAUGUAGGUUUUCUGUGAAAAUGUGAAUUACUUCCUAAUUUUCACCUGUCUUUGAAAAUGUCUUUUAUGUCACUCCUUUUAACUGAUAUAUGUGUGUGAACUGAGAAUGUAGAAAGUAUUAAGGAUCUUUCACAUGACUUGUCAACAUUCAAGUCAACUGCUGCAAUGCACCUAGCAAAAUUAGGAUGACUUCGGUUUUAAUUUGCUUCUGAUCUUUUUAAACAUAACCAAUGAUUAGCAGACUUAUGACUUAUUAUGUGAGCAGUGCCAAUGCAAAAAUGAAAACAAGAAAUGUUGUACAACACAACAUGAUUUGCUAUUGGUGUCCAAAUUUAGCACUAUUUAUUUGCAUGUGCUUUCUUUAUCGUUUUAGUACCUGAUACAUUAAUUCCAGCAGACUUCCACAAUAUGCUAUGCUUUUUUAGGGCAGUACAGCAUUGCUUCACCGCUGUGAUCCAGUGGCUUGACCUCAGUUGACUGAAUAAGUAUAAAUGGUUGUUCAUGAAACUCUUCACCAUGGUUUGAUCAUUAUUUGGAAAUUAAUGGCUGCCGUGAUCUCUAAAAUAUUUAUAGUUGCAAGCAAAUAGCAUGAACUUUUUGGAAACUACUCAUAAUUUGGAUGGUAGAGACAAACAUAAUUAAAUUAAUUUAAAUGCACAUGCCACUAUACCAGCUCAUUUUUAGUGUGCAUUUAAACUGGAUUUUGGGUGGUUUGUGAAUGAGAGGUUUUUAUGCUGAAAUAUUGCCAUUGUGCUAACUGUGUAGUGGAAUUUCCGUAGUGCCAGCAAUCGUUCCAUGAUGUAGCGGUGCAAGCAGUGGGACUUUUAUCCUGUUUAAAGCUCAAAUAUGUGUUACCUCUUCCGUUGCCUUUCACUGCGUAUUUACUACCUAGCAACUUCGUAAAAGAAUGCUUUUGCCUUUAAUGGUCAAAGUUCAUAGAGGGUUGUGUUAAAGUCCUGACACGAGUCAUGUGAAAGGACCUUUUAUGUGUGGCAAUGCAUCACGGCUCAAUGACGGAAAAAAGAGCCAGUUAUAGCCAGCGAAUGGCUAUAGUUCUCAUGCUCAGGAAUUUCAGAGAGUACCUGAAAGAAGAUGAUCUUUUAAUGCUUGUACUUGAAUUUAAUGUAGCAACUUGGAACGUAUAAGGCCCUUGUGAAAAGGCCAUUUGAUCCCAGCAACCAUCUUUGGACAAUGUGUGUUUGUCUGACAUUCUGUGAAAAGAAUACAUAAUGUUACAUCACUGUCAACACAUGACUCAGACAUGGAACGUGGUCUCAUAGUGUUAUUCCUUCAUCAAUAUUCACAGCUAUAUAAAGCGCCCAAGAAACACCCUUGAGCACCAUCAAACUAUCUCUGCCGUUUGACUCCUAAAACUCUUGUCUGAUGCUUUUUAAAGAGCCUUGAGUGACACUUAAAACAUCAACUGAGAUUCACAUUGUUGGCACAAAACACUUUAACCUGAAUGUUUGUCUGGUUUGAUCGGAUUUUAUCAGCUGAAUGGAAAACUGAUCAAUGGAUUAGUUUUGUUUUGCUUUGCUUGUAUGUAGCUAUCAUGUAUCAGCAUAUGAAGCAGCACAGAAUUAGUACUGAUAAAUGUUAACUACCCACCAUUUCUGAUAAAGGUUGACAUCAACAUAAACAUUUAAAGUCAACAUGAAACAUAAUUCACCACCUAUUUUGCUUCCAAAAAUAGGUGGUGAAUGUGUAAAGGAUGUGUAAAGUGAUUAAUGAUAUUUAAAGAAAAAUCCAGAACUAAACAUUUGAUUGGAUCAUGAAUCAUGAAUGGAAUAAUGGAGCUAGACAUAAAUUUGGAUUUGCCAGCACUCCAAGGGACAUGGAGACUAAAGGUGAAAUUCACCCUCGAGAGCAAAUCUGACAUUGCCUAAAUAGCUAUUUGGCUGUUGCCCCUUACAACCGUGGUGAUAUUAUCUGGGGAAAAGAAAGUCAUUUCAGAGGCACAAAAGCCAGGAAUGUGUAUUAAUUGGAUUUCAGGUUGACUUUAAUCUGUAGUAUUUAUUGUAACACCAUUGAUGUGUCAUAGGUAGCUGUGUGUCCUAUUUCCUCUGUUUUCUUCUAUGAUUGUGUGUUUGUUUCAUAAUUAUAUUGCUUCUGUUUGGAGCUCCCAAUCUGAUCUUCAUUUCCUCUUCUCAUUGUGUCUUUAUUUCCAUGUAUGGGGAUGAUUUAAGAUAACGAACACCAGAUCUUUCAUAUAUAAUGGUGAAAAACUCAACACAUGAGUUUAUUGCACAACCUGGACAUCAGCAAAUUGUCCUCUCUUCGUAAUAUCUGCUCCAAUUAAUUCUCAAUUAAUGAACUGUGCAUUCUUUUCCACACAGUAAAGGAAUAGGUCAUUCCAAAAUGGAAAUUCUGUCAUUAUUUAAUCUUCUUCAUAUCAAACCCUGUUGUUGUGUCAGAAUAAUAAAUACAACAAAAAUAAAAUGAAACUGUGACUUUGAAUUGUCACUUCAUAUCUCCCAAUUAAUGUAACUUUAUUUAUGUUUUUAUCAAUCCAGGCUAAUUGGAAAAAAUGAUGCUUUGUUGCAUCUUUGGGCAUUUCAUGUCAUUUUUUUUAAAGUAAAAUGUCCAGCAUGUUCCAUUUUCUCCAAAACAGAUUAACAUGAUUGUGCCAAUAUUUUAUUACAUUGGUUGUUGUACAUAUUUC